Molecule: messenger RNA, 315 nt
Organism: Mesocestoides corti
Lineage: Eukaryota; Metazoa; Platyhelminthes; Cestoda; Cyclophyllidea; Mesocestoididae
Source: the annotation of a GenBank genome assembly
CCCGCACAGUCCUUACCAAAUAUUGUAACAACUGUGCGGAGUCUACGGAAUUCCAACCACAGGUUAUACAUAAUUAAAAAUUUGGAUACAAACUUUCUUCUAAGUUUUUUAAAAGUAGGAGAAAAGAAACUUUUCCUUUUCAACAAUUAUGGAGAGUAUUUUGAAGUGGAACCCGUCUGUGUUUUGGACUUCUAUAUCAAAGAAGAGUGUCAGCGGAAAGGCUAUGGGAGGGAGUUGUUUGAAGACAUACAGAAAAUUGAAUUAAUAUUAGCCUGUUUGAUGAAAACACUUAUUCUAUUCGAUGAAAUAUAUUGA